Molecule: messenger RNA, 941 nt
Organism: Talaromyces proteolyticus
Lineage: Eukaryota; Fungi; Ascomycota; Eurotiomycetes; Eurotiales; Trichocomaceae
Product: kinase-like domain-containing protein
Exons: 1
Coding region: 42-788 (248 amino acids)
Biological process (GO): protein phosphorylation
Molecular function (GO): protein kinase activity; ATP binding
Source: RefSeq, a predicted model, not a curated record
CUUCGUGUUAUGAUAUCCUGAGAGCGUCAGACUCGGUCACUAUGUUUACUACGAAUUUGGAUGAGAUCUAUGCCCUACCUUAUAUAGGAAUGGGCUUAUUUGGCUAUGUGUUCAAGCUUAGCGACGACCGAGUUAUCAAGGUACCUCGAAUUUUCCCCGAAUCAGAGCACGAGCAUAAUUCACAUUUAAACUGGGUCAACUUGGAGAGCCUCAAGAAAGAGGGAGCGAUAUACAAACGAUUGGGUGUACACGAGGGAAUCAUUCAAUGCCUCAAAAUCCAAGACGAGUCAAUCGAGCUUGCUUUUGCUAAUGAAGGCACCCUUCUGACAUACAUCCAAACCCAUUCUCCGCCGACAAAAGAUUUUCGAUUCGAGUGGAUUCGGUCUCUUACUGAUACUUUCGUCUACGUCCAUUCCCGUCGGGUCCUAGUUCAGGAUAUUGAUUUGCAGAAUAUUCUUGUUCACGACUCGAGCCUCAAACUUGUAGACUUUGGACAAUCCUUUAUAUUACCACCUAACGCAGACAUGAAACAUGCUUGUGUAAAUGAGACAACUACGAGCAUGGAAAUCCUUCAUCUAGGAUGUAUCUUCUAUUCUAUUGCGGCAUGGACCAAGUUUAAAUACUACUACUUUGACCAUUGGCGAUGGCCACUACUAGAAGAGCUUCCUGACACAAAUGACAUCAUUUGUGGAGAUGUUAUCAAGAAAUGCUGGACUGCAAAGUAUGCUACCAUCGAGGAGGUCGCGAAGGACAUUCAAAGUCAAGCGGAUGAGGUUUCUAAUCACUGAGUGGAUGCCAGUAUGGUCAUAUAUCCCACUAAUUUGAGUGACUCAAGGGAUUUUUUUGUGUUGAGGUUUAGAGUCAAUGAAAAGAACAAUAUGAUGGUAUCAACAAAACAACAUAGAAAGGGGAAAAAAGCAAAGAAAUCCAAUAAGUAUGAG